Aegilops tauschii subsp. strangulata is the source of this 2421-nucleotide messenger RNA. Lineage: Eukaryota; Viridiplantae; Streptophyta; Magnoliopsida; Poales; Poaceae. The record is from RefSeq and is a predicted model, not a curated record.
AUGCGCUUUGAAACUUUCAAAGAAGCAAAGGACUUCGACAAUGUCUAUGCAAAGCACGCGGGUUUUGCUAUCAGGGAAGGCUCCAAGGUUGAGACCAGAGUCUACCUUUAUUGCACGUGCUAUGGAUUCUAUGAAUUGAAGGUGUCAGAAGCAAAUAGACAGUGGAACAAGAUGACAGCCAGGACUAACUGCGGGGCUAAAAUGAGGCUGAAGAGGGAAAAGGAUGGAACACUUGUCGUAAAAGAGAUAGUCUGGGAACACAACCAUAGGCUACAACUCACCCCCCAAAUGCUUGUCUUCUUGCACUCCCACAAAAACUUUUACAAAACAAUCUUGGACUACGUCAAGUACCUGCAGUUCAAAGGCAUUGAACACGCGCAAAUCAUGAGCAUACUGGGAGGCGAUGACCCCGGUAGCUACUUCCUCGAAAUGAAUACCAAAGACCUGAUUAACCUCAAAGUAAAGAAUUCAAGGAUGGAUGAUGUGGACGAUGUCCUAAAGACUGCCAACUUGUUUAGGGAGAUGAAAGCUAUAAACAUGGAAUUCUUCUGUGACAUGCAACUUGAUGAGUCCGACAGAGUUAAGAACAUAUUUUGGGCGAACGCAAGCUGCCAAGGGGCGUAUCAGGACUUCAGUGACCGCACUACAUUCUUUGGUUUCGCCCUGAUAAGAGAUGAGGAUGCAGAUUCAUUCAGAUGGUUGUUCAAGACAUUUUUAAGUUGCAUGAGAGGGAAGGCUCAUACAUGCAUCCUCACAGACCAGUGCCCGACAAUGGCUUUGGCGAUCCCAGAUGCUUUCAAGAACACAGUACACAAGCUGUGCCGCUGGCACAUUAUGAAGAAGUACAGGGAACACCUCGCAUACCUGUACAACCUGCACAAAGACUUUAAGGAUGAAUUCACAUCAAUCCUCAACUGGCCCCUCAUGCCAACUGAGUUUGAGGCUGCCUGGAAAGGACUCAUGGAUAGGUACAACCUCCAUGAUGAUGUCAUGAUGGUGGCCAUGUGGAACGAGCGUGAGAGAUGGAUAUCAGCCUACUUCAAAGAAAUUUUCUGCGCCAAAAUGACAUCCACACAACGAAGUGAGAGCAUGAACUAUGUGCUUAAGAGGAACUUUAUGGCAAAGGUUUACUCACGAGCUGUGUACAGUGAGAUCAGAAAAAGGCUAAAACUAAGCAUACUCUUCACGGCGACAGAGAUGGACGAGCCCACAAAGUACCUCAUGCGCUACAACAACCCGCAAAAACUGUCUGCGUGGUCUCAGCACGCUUUCCAGGUGGUUGCAGACCCAGUGGGAGAAAUAUAUGAAUGCGAGUGCAAGCUAUGGGACCACACAGGUAUUUUCUGCGUGCAUGUCCUGUGCAUGAUGCAGACAAUUAAGGCUGCCAGCGUUCCAGAGAAAUACAUCCUCAGGAGAUACACCAAACGCCCGAACAUCCAGCCAACAUUCAACAGAAAUGACUUGAGGACAGUAGCGUCAAACAAGGCCUCCCAAUACUGCAUUGAAAGCUCACUACUGACGCUGAACAUGAGGGUGCACAGAAAAAGCUUGAGAAGCCAAGAGCAAAUGGCGAGGUCGCGGGUCGUCAUGGACAAACUUGAACAAGAACUCAACGCCAUGCAUUCUGCUGGAAAUGGAGGUGUCGCGGACAAUGAAGCCAUUGAGCGGGAUAUUGCUACAAUGUUAUCCGAGAUGAACCAUCUGGGAGCUAUUGACCCAUCCGACAACAAGGAAGAUGAGCAACAGCAACCAGAGCUUGCCCAUGUGCACACUCAAGAGCAGCAACAUGCUCACAUGCAAGAUCAUGAGCUUGAUGGUGCUGUAGGCGAACGACAUGACAACAGGGGAUCCUACCAGCAGCAGCAGGGAAGGGUAAUUAAACCACCCAUAUUCUCAAACACAAACGGGAGGAAGAGUAAGACGCAAGCAGCGAAAGCAGCAGCCAAAAAGCCGCCAUGCCCCAUCAGGCGCGUGGAAUUUGGCCCGGACGGCAAACCUCUCGGGAUAAGGGCAUGCGGAUUCUGCAACGUCGUGACCAACCAUAAUUACCGCACAUGCCCACACCGCACAUAUGCCAUUGUCAACAAGCAAAAGUUGCAGAAGAAGAUUGGAGCUGCCCAGGUUUCUACCAAUGGAGACGACACAGUAACAGCUACACUUGCCGCAAUGGGCAAGGAGCUCAGUGGCGCUGAAUCGAAAGAGGGCAAGGUCCAGAGUUCCAAAAAAUCAAAUGAAGAGGAUGAAGAAGAAGAGUUUGAAGAGAAUGAUGACCAAUCAGACGAAGACAAUGAAGAUGACAGUAUUGGGGACGAGGAAACUGAAACCGACGAUGAAGCUGCCAAGGCUCAACCAGGAAAGGGCGCCGGCAAGGGACAACAUUCGGGGCUAGUUAGGAGGAGCUCAAGGCUGAAGAAUCCGUAG